GCUUCCUCCUCCAGGCUCAGAGCGGGCGGCGGUCAGAGGCCGGCGGCUCCCCAGUUCCCCGCCCCCGCCCCCGCCCCCCACGGCGUCGGCACUCACGGCUGCUGGGACCUCUCCCGGGGUCUGUCCGAGGCGGCCUCCCCAGGGACCAGGUCUCUGGCCCCUCCCAAGGACCAUGCCACGGCCCCACUGACCCAGGAGUAGGGGCCUGAGGGCAGGGCACCUGGAAUGGGCUGUGUGUUCUGCAAGAAGUUGGAGCCGGGGACCAAGGAGGAUGUUGGCCUGGAAGGGGACUUCAAGGGCAGUGGGGCUAUGGACCGCUAUGGCCCUGACCCCACUCAGGCCCGGGCUGGGCCUUCCUUUGCCCAUAUCCCCAACUACAACAGCUUCCCCACUCAGUCCACCAGCGCCCCCUUCCUGGAUGGGAGCACCAUCAGGGGCAUCUCAGGGACUGGGGUGACCCUGUUCACCGCUCUGUAUGACUAUGAGGCCCGGACAGAGGACGACCUCACCUUCACCAAGGGGGAGAGGUUCCACAUCCUGAACAACACGGAGGGGGAUUGGUGGGAAGCUCGGUCUCUCAGCUCCGGACAAACUGGCUACAUUCCCAGCAACUACGUGGCCCCUGUGGACUCCAUCCAGGCUGAAGAGUGGUACUUUGGAAAGAUCGGGAGAAAGGAUGCAGAGAGGCAGCUGCUCUCCCUGGGGAACCCCCGGGGGGCCUUCCUCAUUCGUGAGAGUGAGACAACCAAAGGUGCCUACUCCCUGUCCAUCCGUGAUUGGGAUGAAGCCAGAGGCGACCAUGUGAAGCAUUACAAAAUCCGCAAGCUGGACACGGGUGGCUACUACAUCACCACGCGGGCCCAGUUCAACUCCGUGCAAGAGCUGGUGCAGCACUAUGUUGAGGUGAACGAUGGGCUAUGCCACCUGCUCACGGCGGCCUGCACCACCAUGAAGCCGCAGACAAUGGGCCUGGCCAAGGACGCCUGGGAGAUCAGCCGCAGCUCCAUCACGCUCCAGCGCCGGCUAGGCACCGGCUGCUUCGGAGACGUGUGGCUGGGCACGUGGAACGGCAGCACGAAGGUGGCAGUGAAGACGCUGAAGCCGGGAACCAUGUCCCCGAAGGCCUUCCUGGAGGAGGCGCAGGUCAUGAAACUGCUACGGCACGACAAGCUGGUGCAGCUGUACGCCGUGGUGUCCGAGGAGCCCAUCUACAUCGUGACAGAGUUCAUGUGCCACGGUAGCUUGCUGGAGUUCCUCAAGGACCGAGAGGGCCAGGAUUUGGCACUGCCCCAGUUGGUGGACAUGGCAGCCCAGGUAGCUGAGGGCAUGGCUUACAUGGAGCGAAUGAACUAUAUCCACCGCGACCUGAGGGCAGCCAACAUCCUUGUCGGGGAACGGCUGGUGUGCAAGAUCGCUGACUUCGGGCUGGCGCGUCUCAUUGAGGAUAAUGAGUACAACCCCCGGCAAGGGGCCAAGUUCCCCAUCAAGUGGACAGCCCCGGAGGCUGCUCUCUUUGGCAAAUUCACCAUCAAGUCAGAUGUGUGGUCCUUUGGGAUCCUGCUCACCGAACUCAUCAGCAAGGGCCGAGUUCCCUACCCAGGCAUGAAUAACCGGGAAGUGCUGGAACAGGUGGAACAUGGCUACCACAUGCCAUGCCCCCCGGGCUGCCCGGCAUCCCUGUACGAGGCCAUGGAGCAGACCUGGCGUCUGGACCCAGAGGAAAGGCCUACCUUCGAGUUCCUGCAGGCCUUCCUUGAGGACUACUUCACCUCCACAGAACCCCAGUACCAGCCUGGGGAUCAGACAUAGCCUGUUUAAGCAUCAGUCACCUUUCUGGGGUGCCCACUGAUCCUUCCCAAUCCCCAGGACUCUGGUCCCAAAGCCCCCAGCCUCAGAACCCUACAGGGUCCUAGCAGGUCAGAGCAGGAGGGUAGCUCUGACGCCAUCUAGGACAACACAUUCAUUUUAAGGAUGGGGUACAUCGAGGCUUAGAGAUCACCCCUCACUCUGGCCCCAAGCUCUGUUUCUCCCCUUCCAACUUAGACCCCUACCUCUAGAUUCUCUUCCCACCUCUCCGCCAAAAGAAACGCUUAGAUUUUGUCUAGUUAUUUAUAAAACUGUAUAUCCUUUCCCUCACUUACCUCCUAUCCCUGCUUUUUUACCCUGUCAUCUCACCGUGAAUUCACCUUCAACUCAAUUCUCUUGCGUCUAUAAGUUGCAAAGACAGGGAAAAUCUUUCCUGCUGGGUGGACACUGGAGUCCAGGACGGGGGUCCAAGCCCGGGGUGAGGGAGAGGCUUGCUGAGGGCUCACCUCUCCGAAUCGUGUGUGUGUUUGUUGAUUUUGUAAAUAAGAAAAGUGAUGAUAUGAA
This is a messenger RNA of Suricata suricatta (meerkat), 2370 nucleotides long. RefSeq names its product FGR proto-oncogene, Src family tyrosine kinase (gene FGR). Lineage: Eukaryota; Metazoa; Chordata; Mammalia; Carnivora; Herpestidae. The record is from RefSeq and is a predicted model, not a curated record. Bases 226 to 1809 code for a protein of 527 amino acids. Gene Ontology annotation, biological process: integrin-mediated signaling pathway; cell surface receptor protein tyrosine kinase signaling pathway; innate immune response. Gene Ontology annotation, molecular function: signaling receptor binding; ATP binding; non-membrane spanning protein tyrosine kinase activity. Gene Ontology annotation, cellular component: extrinsic component of cytoplasmic side of plasma membrane. The transcript has 13 exons.